Messenger RNA from Syngnathus acus (greater pipefish), 5019 nucleotides. RefSeq names its product glutamate receptor, ionotropic, delta 2 (Grid2) interacting protein, b (gene grid2ipb). Gene Ontology annotation, molecular function: protein binding. The record is from RefSeq and is a predicted model, not a curated record. Lineage: Eukaryota; Metazoa; Chordata; Actinopteri; Syngnathiformes; Syngnathidae. The transcript has 26 exons. The coding region runs from base 303 to 4679 and encodes 1458 amino acids.
ACCUACCCAAAAGAAGAGGAGGCGGAAAAAGGCACAUGGGUGUAUUUAUAGAAAAAUUAGGCCCUUUUUGGAGAGUGAAUUAUUAAGUGAAGUGCGCGGGUGCAAGCGUCCCAGUUUUCUGAUUAACACGGCGAGCAUCUUGGGCCCAGGAUGAGACGGACGACUAACUCCUUCACAAACACACGGAGAAGCUGGACUCGCUUUUCAUGGACGUUGUCAUUCUAUUUAUGGGGCUUUGGGUCAAGGGGUGAUCAGGUUGAUUAUUUGGGAAGACAAACUGGAUUUACAAUUAGACUGUGAAGAUGAAGAAAUUUUUGCAAAACAAAAAAGGCAGAUCGUCAUUGCGUCAGCCCAAACGGAGUCAAUCCAAAGAUUUCUUCCUCAGCAUGCCGACAUCCAACCAGGGCUGGCCUGAGGAAUUUGGAUUCCAGGUUGGCGGUAAUGGACCAAGCUACAUCUUGUCCGUAGAGGAAGGAAGCAGUGCCCAGUUGGCCGGCCUUCAAGCCGGAGAUCAAGUGUUGGAAAUUGAAGGCCACGAUGUGUCGACGCUGGGGCCGCAAGCUGUCAUUGCCAUCGCUCAAACUCAGAAGAACAUCCCUCCCAGCAUUGGAGUCGUGUCUCGCAUACAGCAGAUGGACAUCACACCAGGCGCUGAUGGUCGUUACGGUUUCACCAUAGUAGGAGAUCGCCCCCUGCUGGUGGAGGACUGCUCCCCCUUCUCCCCGGCCGGCCGUGUGGGUUUGAGGGCAGGCGAUUGCGUCAUGGAGGUCAACGGCAUCCCCGUCAGGCAGCACGAGAUGGCUGCGGCGCUCAUCAAGUCCACCCAGGGGAGGACGUUACGCUUGGGUGUGCUAGGUCUCGGUGCGAAGCAAAAAGCCAGCAUCGGCGUCGAAGAAAAUCAGAUAGGAGGGGAAAACCCAAAAGCGGACCGUAAACACAAGGCUCUGGAGUUCAACAGGAUGGUUGAGCGGCUUUUAAGCGACGACCCAAAUGUGAAGGAGAAACUUUUCAGCGUGUUGAAGCAAUACGCAGCGGAGAAGAAUGUCGACUGGUUGGCCUCCGUCUUGCCCGAAAUCCUCAUCACUGAUGACCAACGUCAGCUGAUCUCCAGUAUCAGAAUCUUCAUUCCCAAGAAGCACCGGCAGCGCUUCGACGAGUCCGUCUCUCAGAACGUAAUCAACAGGCUGUGCCGCAGUAAGAGCAUCAGCGAACCGCAAGGAAGAAUCCGUCGCAGCCGGAGCGAGGAUCACUCGGACCGUCACCGCGGAACCAAACGGGCCAGUUCGGUGCCCCGGGAUGGAGGGGAGCCCGGUGGGAGGGGCGAGGGGGAACGAGAUAGAAGCCACAGGAAGUCGGUCUCCGGGGUACAGACACACCCCCCUAUUGGACCUAAUCAAAGGCUCAUUCGUGUCUACAGAGGCAAAAAGACUUUCGGCUUCACGCUGCGAGGUCACGCUCCAGUCUGCAUCGAUUCAGUCAUUGCAGAUAGUCCUGCUGAAGAAUGUGGACUAAAACCAGGUGACCGCAUCCUCUUUCUCAACGGACUGGACAUGAGGAACUGUUCCCAUGAAAAAGUGGUGUCAAUGCUGCAGGGCAGCGGUGCCAUGCCCACCCUGGUUAUAGAAGACGGUCCGUCUGAUUACUCCUCAGACCCGACAGACCCGGAGGAAACUCCGACUCUGUCUUCCAACACUUUGCCGCGCUCGAGAUCUCCUAUCCUGAGCUCCCUCCAAUGGGUGGCGGAGAUCCUUCCACCCAGCAUUAAAGUCCACGGGAGGACAUUUAGUCAGCAGUUGGAGCACUUGCUGACAAUCCAGGAGCGCUACACAGUCUGUAAGGCCUUGGAGACUUUUUUCCAGCACAGGAAUUUGGAUACGCUUAUCGUCGAUGUGUUUCCAGUAUUGGACACGCCGGCGAAGCAGCUGAUUUGGCAAUUUAUUUAUCAAUUGCUGACUUAUGAUGAGCAGGAACGUUGUCAAAGCAAGCUGUCGCGUUUUCUGGGUUUUAAAAGCAGUGCUGUUUUAGAUCCUGACGCCAGUUCGGAGCACCAUCGGAGGAGCAGCUCCGUGCGAAUAUCCGGCACGUCGUUUCGUGGCGGAGUGCGAGAAAGAAGUUCGGAUGACUGUAUCAUCGGAACGCACUUGGGAAUGGGAAUUCAUGUGGAUGAAUGUGGCAGUCAAGAGGAGAGGCAGUCAGGAGAUGGAACCUCCUUCCCUGAGUCUCCUGACCUCAGUCACAUGUCAGGCGUGUACACAGAGCUGGAGAAUGUGUACGCAGGGAAGAGCGUGUCCCCAUUGCACGGGGGCACCCCGGCGGAGUCCGAGGGGCCGGGACAGACCGAGGCUUACGGCCGCUCUCUCUCCCCCCUCACUCUCCCCCCUCUCGCAGGUAACCGUAAAUCGGGCUUGUCCCUCACCUGGAAGGAGCCCCUCCCAACCAGCGUCUAUGGGAUGCAGCAUCAAAGCAGCGUGGAAUCCAACCCCUACGUCAGCUUAGAGAGCCCCCCGACUUCACCCCAACACAGCCCCGGCACGUUGGGCCGCCGCAAAAAGCUCUUCACCUUUUCCCGCCCGCCCCGAAGCCGCGACACCGACAAGUUCCUCGAUUCCCUCAGCGAGCAACUUGGCCACCAGGUCAAUUUGGUGAACGACUACGUGCCGGGCGAGAACGACUAUGAGGAGAUAUAUCAAGGUGCUUGUUUCAGAAGAAGAAGUGUACCUAUGAGCUUCCCAGAAGAUCAGGACAUGGGCUUCAUGCAUCGGCAGCUCAGUAGUGGCAGCAGUGAGGAGCACAGUAGCAGCGAUGACGUUUCUUCCCCCUGCUACUCUUCUGGCUCCGAGCACAUCCCCCCUCCCCCUGAGCAGAGCCCCCCGCCUCCUCCACCCUUCCAGGUCUUGUUCCCGCCUCCAGUCCAGUUCACAGAUCCCGUCCCACCCGCCCGUUUCUCCCCGGAACACGUCCCGCGCAGUCGGAUGCCUUUCCAUCCUCAUCACCCCAUCAUCCCCCCUCCUCCGCCCCCUUUGAGGACCCUCCUGUCCAAUCGCUCUCCCCUCCACAAGGUUCCGCCCGCCAGGGAGGACGCCACCGGACGGCGUUUCCAAACACUAUCCCACGGCCGCACCACCUUCACCACCACCACAAUCCUGCGAUCAUCCCGCCCCGGCUACCUCCCCCGCCAGCUCAGCCAACCCCAACCCAUUUGCCAGCCGUCCCCCAAGCCGUCCCCUCAGACGUUGCGGCCCAGCCAGCUAGUCCUGCACAGGCACCAUCAGCUCCACCACCAACACAGCUACCAAGGGCCGAUGCCCCCGUCCCUCGAAGAUCAUAACCCAACGCAGGGUCACAAACAAGACCCUGCCUCAUUUCACAAAUCCCACGUCACCCUCUCCAGCCACACCCUCAGACAAGACCCGGACUCCCAGCAGGCUGCUCCACCUCCUCCACCACCUUUGCCCCCACCCUGCGCGCCACCCCCUCUGCCUAAACCAGGUCAAGCCUCGGACACCAACCACAUGAGCGUGAAGAGGCUGCGCUGGGAGCAGGUGGAGAACUCGGAAGGCACCAUCUGGGGUCAGCUCGGAGAAGAUUCCGACUAUGACAAGCUGACAGACAUGGUGAAGUAUUUGGACCUUGAUCAACACUUUGGAACUCAACGCCGAUCCAUGUCUCCAUCAGAGCCGACCUUCCUGCCUGAGAACUUUAAAAAGAAAGAUGUUGUGGAAAUUCUGUCUCACAAGAAAGCCUACAAUGCAUCCAUCCUCAUCGCCCAUCUGAAGCUCUCCCCCGACGAGCUCCGCCAGGUCCUGAUGGACAUGACCACCGACAGGCUGGAGCCCGCCCACAUCAAACAGCUGCUCCUCUACGCCCCCGACGAGGACGAAGUCAAAAAGUACGAACAGUUCGACCAGGACCCGGCCAAACUCAGCGAACCCGACCAAUUUAUUUUCCAGAUGCUGAUGGUGCCCGAGUAUAAAACCCGUCUGAGGAGUCUCCACUUCAAGACCACCCUGCAGGAGAGGAUGGAAGAAAUGAAGGUGGCCUAUGAUUACAUCUACAAGGCUUCAGUGGAACUGAAGACCAGCAAAAAAUUGGCCAAAAUACUCGAGUUUGUACUUGCAAUGGGGAACUACCUCAACAACGGUCAACCCAAGAGUCACAGGACAACCAGUUUCAAGAUCAACUUCCUCACCGAGCUCAGCACGACCAAAACGGUGGAUGGGAAAUCGACUUUCCUCCACAUUCUGGCCAAGUCUCUGUGCCAGCAUUUCCCAGAGCUUCUUAACUUUUCCAGAGACCUCACCACGGUGCUUCUGGCAGCCAAGGUGAACCAGAGGGUGGUGACCACAGAGCUGAGCGACCUUCACGCCACCAUCCAGGACAUCAGAGCGGCUUGUUUGAAAAUCCCUCUCACCUCUGAGGACCACUUUGCUUCUGUCAUGAGUAGCUUUCUGGAGAACAGUCACCCUGCAAUCCAGUCUCUGGAGUCACUGCAGAGCAGAGCUAUGGAGGAGUUCUCCAAAGUGGCUUCUUUCUUUGGAGAAGACGGCAAGAGCACCAGCACAGAUACAUUUUUUGCCAUUUUUGCAGACUUCAUUUCGAAAUUUGAGAGGGCCCUCAAUGAGACCCAGACACCGGAGAACCCAAAAAGUCCCAGAUUAUCAUCCCCUCUGGCUUGGUAGAUACAACGCAGUCCGAUUCCCACAACCAAAGUGCCAAAAAUCACACAUGAGACUGGUGACGCCACAAACAAACCAAGAGUCACUUCUUCUGCAGAAAGAAUGUCCAACAUCCAUGUGGGAGAUCAAGGGUUGCCCUCUUGUGGAAGAGAGUUGUUAUUGCAGGUGCUCAGUACAACUGUCCUAAAAAUCAGCCUUUGUAAUUUAUACUACAACAGAUGAUAGCCUAGAUAGCAACAGAUAUUUAUUGUAAGAAUAUAAAAAAUAUAUUUUGUGAUGUAAGAAAUUAGCAGGUAAUUCAUGACAGUUUGAAAAUAGGAAAGUUUAGGUUUAGGGUGUCAAG